Molecule: messenger RNA, 852 nt
Organism: Symphalangus syndactylus (siamang)
Lineage: Eukaryota; Metazoa; Chordata; Mammalia; Primates; Hylobatidae
Source: RefSeq, a predicted model, not a curated record
CUGAUAAACUUGGCAAUUGAUUCCAUGUGACGAGAGAAGGAGAGGGAGGAAACAUGGCUAACUCCCAACUUUCUGGCUUGAGCAAUUGGGGGUGGGAAGGGAGAUACCAUUUCCCAAGAGAGAAAACACUGGACGAAUUGGAAGAGCAGCAGAUAUUGUGGGGUGAGAGGUUGAGAGAAAGAACUGAGUCCAGUUCAGACCGAGGAGCCUGUGACACAGCCAGCACCAGUGCCAAAGAGCCAGUGGAUACAGGGGUUGAGGCUGCAGACAUAAAUGAAGGAUUCAUCAGCAUAUGUGUGGUUUCUGAACCUAUGGGACAGGAUAGCAUCACUCAGGGAAAGAGCACAGAGUCAGAAGAAAAUAUGACCCAAGACCAGGCCUUGAAGAACUCCAAUAUUUAAUGUUUGGGUAGAAGAAAAGGCCAACAAAGGUAUCUGAAAAGAUGGGCCAGAGAAGAGAGAAUCAACCAAGGGCAGAUGGUCCCAGAAGUCAAACAGAAGGGAGUGAUUCGCUGUGAUGAAUGCUGCAGAGGCCAAAUAAGGUGAGAACUUUGGCUUUAGCCAUGUGGACAUUAUAGUGAUCUUAGAGUGAGAAGUUUCAAGAGAUGAUAGGGUUGGAAUUUCAUUGGGAAUAAUUUGAAGAGUAACAGGUGAGAAAACAGAGACAACAAAAGCACAUACUCUUUAAAGAAGUUUUGCUAUACAGGAGAUAAAAUAAUGGAUGGACAGGCAUAGGAGAUCAAGGAAGCAUCCUUUUAAAAACUACAUACGUCAGCAUGUUUAAACGAGAAGAGAGAGUGUGACAGAGAGGGAGAGGAAAGAAAGUCGGAGUAAGAGUGAGAAAGAGUAAGAU